UUUACUUCACUUGCUGUUUUCAUUAACUUUGUAUAACUGAAAGUAAACAAUAAUAGCAUGUCGGCUAUUAGCAGUCUUGUCCCUGCACGGUUUCUCACCAUCAUAGCUCACCUUGUCAUUGUUAUCACCAUCUUCUGGUCAAGGGAAAAUAAUGUGAAGGCAUGUUUACCUCUGGAUUUCACACAAGAGCAGUAUGACACUGAAGACAAAAAACUGGUGGUAGCUCUGGCAGUGACUCUCGGUCUGUUUGGAAUCGAGCUGGCUGGUUUCUUUUCAGGAGUGUCCAUGUUCAACUGCAGCCAAGGUCUCCUGUCUACAGGAGUCCAUGCUAGUGCCUCAGUGGCUCUGCUUUUCUUUCUGUUUGAGCAGUGGGACUGUGACAUCUACUGGUGGAUCCUUGCCAUUUGCAGUGUCCUGCCAGCCUUUGUGGAGGUUCUUCUGUUUAUUGCAGUUUUUGGACUGAAGAAGAAGCCCUUGUAAAAGGCAAGACAUGAAAAUGAUUCAGCUCCGUCUGGUCAAAGACACCUCUCAGAGUAAUAACAGAUACUGUAGACUGAAGACCCAUGAGUUAGUAAUGAUCUACAGAAGAGUGACCUGACGAAAAUGGCCCUGAUACUUUACAGAACAGCACCAGCAAACAUCAAGGAACAAGAGAAGUCUUUCUUUUUUAUAUUUGAAAG
Messenger RNA from Nematolebias whitei (Rio pearlfish), 680 nucleotides. RefSeq names its product transmembrane protein 107 like (gene tmem107l). The record is from RefSeq and is a predicted model, not a curated record. The transcript is spliced from 5 exons. Bases 58 to 480 code for a protein of 140 amino acids. Gene Ontology annotation, cellular component: MKS complex. Gene Ontology annotation, biological process: non-motile cilium assembly; protein localization to ciliary transition zone. NCBI's taxonomy places the organism in Eukaryota, Metazoa, Chordata, Actinopteri, Cyprinodontiformes, Rivulidae.